GCAGGAAACGCCGACGACAUGCAGUACUUUGCUGAACGUUGAAGAAGCAACAUCUACAAGAUGUCCCUCCAGGUCGUGUUGGCAGCGCUGGCCGUUUUGGCAGCCGGGUCGAAGGCAGACCAUAGUCCCCCUCAGUGCUAUGGUCCGCCAAUGACCCAGAAGAUUACGCACUUCACUACACAGUAUGAACAGGUGCCCAUGUACACGACCGCCAUCAAGAAGGUGCAGGUCCCCACCGUCGCCGUGCAGACGCAGUUCACGACGGUCAUCAACACCGCCCCGAGGGUCGAAUACGCCACCGAAUACGUCACCUCGACCCAGUACAACCCGCAGGUGCAGUACAUCACCCAGCUGCAGACCGAGUACACCACCGCCUACAGCACGAAGACCAUCACCAGCACCCUCAUCCUGGCCAUGACCCAGACCACCACCAUGUACCAGCCUGGCUACACGACCAAGGUCCAGCAGCAGACCCAAGUCAAGACCAACAUCGUCCCCAACUACGUGACGGAGACCAAGAACCACGUGCAGACCGUUUUCCAGACCCAGACGGUCCCCAUGUACGUCACAGUCACCAAGAAGGAACAGCUGUUCACCACCGUGUGUCCCAAGUCGACCGGGGGCUACGGACGUUAAGUCUUAAUUAAUUCAUAAUUAAUUAAAGGGAUGGGGGGGAUUUUUAACAGGUUCCCAGCUCCUUCUGCGGUCUGGGACCUUUAUUUUCGUCUUCUUCUCUUCUCUUCCUUCCCGUAAGCCGUCUUCACGUUUUCUUCGACGGCGGAACAUCGUAGGGAGGGACUUUCCUAGAAGAUCCUCCCUUCGAUUUUUCACUCUGUAACAAUGUAAUAAAGAUGCCCUACGCGGAA
This is a messenger RNA of Penaeus indicus, 866 nucleotides long. RefSeq lists its product as uncharacterized. The record is from RefSeq and is a predicted model, not a curated record. The transcript is spliced from 3 exons. Lineage: Eukaryota; Metazoa; Arthropoda; Malacostraca; Decapoda; Penaeidae. Bases 61 to 636 code for a protein of 191 amino acids.